Molecule: messenger RNA, 219 nt
Organism: Dichomitus squalens LYAD-421 SS1
Lineage: Eukaryota; Fungi; Basidiomycota; Agaricomycetes; Polyporales; Polyporaceae
Exons: 3
Source: RefSeq, a predicted model, not a curated record
GGUGACAUCGUCGUCGUCUCGCACGAGUCUGGCAGGAAAGAGGGCCUCGUCGUAGGCUCGCACAUCGACUAUGCUGGCCGCCAGAUCGUCGAGGUCCAGCUCGAGCCCGGCGAAGUCUACCACACAUGGUACCCCACGGUGACGCGUGUCCGCCGCACGGUCUCGUACCUCCCCAGCCCGCAGCGCAAGCGUACAAUCGAGCGCACCAUCUACUGGUGA